Molecule: messenger RNA, 3149 nt
Organism: Glycine soja
Lineage: Eukaryota; Viridiplantae; Streptophyta; Magnoliopsida; Fabales; Fabaceae
Product: G-type lectin S-receptor-like serine/threonine-protein kinase At4g27290
Exons: 7
Coding region: 407-2854 (815 amino acids)
Biological process (GO): recognition of pollen; protein phosphorylation
Molecular function (GO): ATP binding; protein serine/threonine kinase activity
Source: RefSeq, a predicted model, not a curated record
AUUAAAUAUUUGGAGUUGAGGCUUACUUGGGGAUAUCAUCAAUUACUUAAAAUUCCAUAGUGAAUCACUCAUCCACACAUUGAAUUCAGUAGAUUGGAAUACACACGUUGACUCCAUCUAUUUUUCUUAUUUUAUGCCGGAAUUCUACGAUGAACUCUGUCAAUGGUCUUCCUCUGACACCAAUGAGCGUUUUCUUGGUAUUAAUCCACGUAGGAACCAUCUACCAUUGUAACAUUCCAUUGCUGCUUCCUGUGACACCCCACUUUCACAUCAACAUGUUGAGUUCCUUUCAUUUUAAGUGAUGAUCAUCCUCUUCCUCUGCAUAAGCGCUUACUCUCGCUGAAGAAACUAAUCUUCCUUAACUUUGUACUAGUAGUGGGAAAGGCUAAAAAUUUAGCUGAUCACAAUGUUAUUUAUUUGGUUCUGCUUAUUCUCCUACAUGACCUCAACUUCCACUUCACUAGACAGUUUAGCAGUGAGUCAAUCCAUUCGAGACGGCGAGACUUUGGUUUCAGCAGGUGGAAUUACUGAACUUGGUUUCUUCAUCCCUGGAAAUUCAGCAAGACGAUACUUGGGUAUAUGGUUCAGAAAUGUAUCCCCUUUCACAGUGGUGUGGGUGGCUAACCGAAAUACACCUCUUGACAAUAAAUCAGGAGUUCUCAAACUCAAUGAAAAUGGGAUUCUUGUGCUUCUCAAUGCUACAAACAGCACCAUUUGGUCAUCAUCCAACAUAUCAAGCAAAACAGAGAAUGAUCCAAUUGCUCGUCUCUUGGAUUCGGGAAAUUUUGUAGUGAAAAAUGGGGAGCAAACUAACGAGAACGGUGUAUUGUGGCAGAGUUUUGAUCAUCCGUGUGAUAUAUCCAUGCCAGAAAUGAAAAUUGGAUGGAACUUAGAGACUGGUGUAGAAAGAUAUGUAUCAUCUUGGACAAGCGACGAUGAUCCUGCUGAGGGAGAAUAUGCUUUGAAAAUGGAUCUUAGAGGCUAUCCUCAACUAAUUGUGUUUAAGGGACCUGAUAUAAAAUCUAGAGCAGGGCCAUUUAAUGGCUUCUCUCUAGUUGCAAAUCCGGUUCCAAGUCAUGAUACAUUACCAAAAUUUGUGUUCAAUGAAAAAGAGGUGUAUUAUGAGUUUGAGCUUCUCGAUAAAUCAGCCUUCUUUCUGUAUAAACUGAGUCCUUCAGGCACAGGGCAGAGUUUGUUUUGGACAAGUCAACUGAGAACCCGGCAAGUGGCCUCAAUUGGCGACCAAGAUCAAUGCGAGACUUAUGCAUUUUGUGGUGCAAAUUCUUUAUGCAAUUAUGAUGGUAACCAUCCAACUUGUGAAUGCCUGAGAGGUUAUGUUCCUAAGUCUCCUGAUCAGUGGAAUAUAUCAAUUUGGGUCAAUGGCUGUGUUCCAAUGAAUAAAUCUAAUUGCGAAAACAGUGAUACAGAUGGCUUCUUCAAGUACACACACAUGAAAUUGCCAGAUACUUCUUCGUCAUGGUUUAAUGCAACCAUGAACCUUGAUGAAUGUCGCAAGUCAUGUCUUAAAAACUGUUCUUGUACAGCAUAUGCAAAUUUAGAUGUUCGUGAUGGAGGAAGCGGAUGUCUUCUUUGGCUUAAUAAUCUAGUUGACUUGAGGAGCUUCUCUGAAUGGGGACAAGACUUUUAUAUCAGAGUGUCUGCUUCAGAAUUAGAUCAUGCUGGCCAUGGAAAUGUCAAGAGAAAGAUAGUAGGAAUCACUGUUGGUGUGACUAUUUUCGGAUUAAUCAUCUCAUGUGUAUGCAUAUUUAUAAUUAAAAAUCAAGGGGCUGCAAGAAAAAUUUACAACAAACAUUACCAAAAUAGACUACUGAGGAAGGAAGACAUUGAUUUGCCAACUUUUGAUUUGUCAGUCCUAGCUAAUGCAACUGAAAACUUUUCAACUAGAAACAAGCUUGGAGAAGGUGGAUUUGGACCAGUAUACAAGGGCACACUAAUAGACGGGAAAGAGUUAGCUGUGAAAAGGCUCUCAAAGAAGUCUGAACAAGGGUUGGAUGAGUUCAAAAACGAAGUGGCGUUGAUUUCCAAACUUCAGCACCGUAAUCUUGUAAAGCUUCUUGGUUGCUGCAUUGACGGAGAUGAAAAAAUGUUGAUUUAUGAGUUCAUGCCCAACCACAGCUUGGACUACUUUGUUUUUGAUGAAACCAAAAGGAAGUUCCUAGAUUGGCCAAAGCGUUUCAACAUUAUUAAUGGCAUUGCUCGAGGACUUCUAUAUCUUCAUCAAGACUCUAGGCUGAGGAUUAUUCACAGAGAUCUAAAAACAAGCAAUGUUUUACUAGAUGCAAAUUUGCAUCCCAAAAUAUCAGACUUUGGCUUGGCUCGAUCAUUUAUAGGAGAUCAAGUUGAGGCAAACACAAAUAGGGUGGCUGGAACAUAUGGUUACAUACCUCCCGAGUAUGCUGCACGAGGGCAUUUCUCACUGAAAUCAGAUGUCUUUAGUUAUGGUGUGAUAGUACUAGAGAUUGUAAGUGGGAAGAAAAACCGAGAAUUUUCAGACCCAGAGCACUACAAUAAUCUUCUUGGACAUGCAUGGAGAUUAUGGACUGAAGAGAGGGUGCUGGAACUACUUGAUGAAUUGUUAGGAGAACAAUGUGCGCCCUUUGAAGUAAUACGAUGCAUACAGGUAGGCCUAUUGUGUGUGCAACAAAGACCAGAAGAUAGGCCAGACAUGUCAUCAGUGGUUUUAAUGCUGAAUAGUGAUACAUCAUUGCCAAAGCCAAAGGUUCCAGGCUUUUAUACUGAAAUAGAUGUUACAUCUGAUGCAAAUUCUUCAUCAGCAAACCAAAAACUGCACUCAGUUAAUGAACUUUCCAUCACAAUUUUAGAUGCAAGGUAGAAAAUGCAAGCAAGAAAAUGUUAAGGCGUCACCUUCCAAUGUGAGAUAUAUCAGUUAUUUGAACAUACAUAAUUAGUGAAAUUGCUAUUUGAGCUCCUGUGUUAAGCAGAAAAGCAAAAAAAUUAGAAUCCUUGACAUGAAACAAUUUAGAUCCCUCUCAACUUCUACCACACAUUACAAAAAAGAGAAAAAAGUUAAAAGCUUUAUGUCACAUGCUAUUGAGACUGUGAUUUAUGUACAUGAUUGUCAAAUCUGUAAGAAAAAAGUAUUCAAAAACACACAUUGCAGAAUAAAA